This is a messenger RNA of Lingula anatina, 6251 nucleotides long. Its product is annotated as enhancer of filamentation 1. Gene Ontology annotation, biological process: cell surface receptor protein tyrosine kinase signaling pathway; cell migration. NCBI's taxonomy places the organism in Eukaryota, Metazoa, Brachiopoda, Lingulata, Lingulida, Lingulidae. Gene Ontology annotation, molecular function: protein binding. Gene Ontology annotation, cellular component: plasma membrane; cytoplasm. The record is from RefSeq and is a predicted model, not a curated record.
UAGAUAUUUUGUCAAGUGAUAAACAAUUGCAAUAAAAACAAUUUCAAUUAAAAUUCCUGCCAAGAUUUUUAUAAAUAAGGAAGUAGGUUUUUCUUAGGACUACAUGUACUCAGUCAGGGCCUUCCUUUUGAUGAAAUGGUUUAGCAUGGAUAUUGAACUUAACAACAAAAGCAGCUACUAGUACAGGGUCCUAGCAUAUCUAAAUGGGGCCUGACAACAUGGAUAUUUAAUGUCCCUAUAUUAUAAACCUCAGUCCUACCACUUGAGGGAGGCCAACGCAUUAACAUAAGAAUGCGUGGAAUUAAACUCCAGACAUUUUUUGUGACCCAGUUUAAGAAGGGGUGGCUGAGCACACAUCUCAGUGGUGUUCCUUUUGGUCGGUGAUUCACAAUUUUUAUAUGUGUCAGCGUGUAAUCGUACAGUGUCAGUUAGAAGAAGACUAGCCUAGUGGAAAGAACCACUUGUAAUCACUUGUGGAAUUGAGUUCAGUAGUGUGAUGUGUAUAUAAAAGAGAGACGGGUGCCUUCAGACAAUUCGGAACCUACAACAUUAGGUGUGGGAUGCUACAUGAGUUUUAUCGCUUAAUAACAGUGUGAGCCGUGCUGCUCAUAGGGAUAUAGGAAAGAGAGGCUGAGAUGUGGACAACAAAGACUGAAUGGAAAACUCUUCACAUUUUUUUCACUGUUGAGGAAUGGUUUUGAAAUAUUUGGAUACUUUGAAGAUUGGGUCUCUGUGAUAAAUGAGUGAGAACUGAGAGUUUGGAGAGAAUUUUCAGUUAUAUCGAUAUUGACUUGAUCUGUUUGGAUGUGUAGAAGACUUGAUUCAUAAGCACUGUGAAAAAAAAAAAUAACUGACAAUAUUGUGAUCUUCACCUUUUUCUGAAUGGUGUUACCAUGUUCUAUUUGAAUCUGCAGCAGGUCUCUAAGUUGUGAGAAAAGUUCCUGAUUUUUACCAUUUUUGAAUGAUAUACAAUAUCCUUAUGGAAUGUGUAGGAGAUCCAACCAAUUAAAAAAACUUCCCUUCUGAAAUAAUACAAGUUGGAAUCCCCAAUCCUUAGAACUCCUCUACAAAGUCAAAGUCAAGUCUUUUUUGUGUCAGGUGAGAGACAUUUUAGGGUCAGUAGAACUGAGGUAUUCGCACUGUUAGAAAGGCAAAGGUGUGAGGGACUGAAAAGAAGUAUGACAAAAGUGGAGCCUAGCUGCAUCAUGCUGAUCUGAUACAGAGAACCACAGUGACUGGAUUAAGAUAUAUCACAGUUAUAAGAUAAUCCACAGAAAACAGGAAGGAAGCUAACCUGUUUAAAAGACGCAACGGAUAUAUGUCAGAAACACCAUUUUUUGUCCAGAGAUAGCUGUUUUGACCACAGUGACCAUUUUUUGACCACCAGCCGGAUUUGUCUGACACUACUUCCUAUGCAGCAGAUAUUUUCGGGGACCUUCUCAAAAUGUGGAGCAUUAAGUACAUCUCAGUGUAACGUCGGGGAUAACAGCUGUAUUUAGAUUACCAUAGUGUUAACUUGUGUAUACAAAGUAAUACAGGGUAACAAAACAGAGACAUUUGGAAAAUGACAGUAAAGCAUUGUCUGGCCAAAGCUUUGUAUGACAACAUUGCCGAGACACCAGAGGAGCUAGCGUUCCGCAGGGGCGAUGUUCUCACCAUUCUGGAGAAGGACACCAAUGGUUUGGAGGGCUGGUGGCUUUGUGGACUCAGAGGCAAGCAGGGGAUCGCCCCGGGGAAUAGACUUAAACCCUUGAUGGGGAUGCAGGAAUCAAGUAUAUAUGAUGCCCCACCCAGCCAGAAGGGGAAGGAAGAGACACAGCAGCAGACACAGUGGAACAGAAGGAGUUGGGAUGUUUUACCUGAUAAGAUUGUCACACCCCACAAGAUUGGUGAGGUCUACGUGUACGAUCAACCCAACAAAGGCUACCAGGACUACGAUGUCCCACCCUCGCGGUACUUCCCAUCAGCUGCUGGGCAAGAUGGCAGCCAAGACUCGGAAGGAAACUACAGCGUUCCAAACUCAAUCAGCCCUGAGGAACCCACAUACAGUAUUCCACCUUCCCGGGGCAAUGACAGUUUGUACAGCACACCGAGUUCGUUGCCGACAUCCAAAAGACUUAGCCCCGAAAGAGAUGUGUAUGACAGACCCACAAAUCAAGGUGUGUCGCCUAAUGCGAUGUUGGAUGUGUACGACAGGCCAAAUCCUUCAUCAAAUCGCUCUAGUACAAUCUCUAUGCUUUCUACAGGAUCAACUAAUUGCUCAAGUGAGGCUUCCAGCGCCCAGCAAUCUGGCUCAGCGCGUUCCAGUACUGACAUAUCCUACCAUGAUCUCUACGACAUACCACCCCACGAUCCUCGGGGUACAAUGAAGAAAUCCAACUCUGAACCAUUGCUGGAUAUAUAUGACUCGCCCCCAAGUAAAAAACAAGGAGAACAGCUGCAAAUGGAGUACAAUGAUUAUGACCACCCUCCCCCAGUUGAGGAGGGUAUAUACAGUACCCCACCACCCCCCAAAGCUGUGAAAGGAAACCUGAACAAAGCAAAUUCAAUCCUGGAGAGUGAGAGGACUUCAAUAUCUGUAUCCAAAGUAAAGGAUCUUUACGACAGCUCUACUUUAAAGAAAGAGAAUUCUUUAGAGGAUAUAUAUGCCACAACUCCGCGUAAUACACCAGUGAAGCAGCACAAGCUGCAGAGUCAAAGUGUGCACGACCCAAAUCACGUGUAUGAUGUGCCACCACAAGUCACAAAGGACACAGAAACGACAUCAAAUGUGACUAGGUUGUCCAGAAAUUCUGCAGAAUGUUUGGACAUGCAAUUUGCGCGCCUGUCAACAGGUAGUGACGAUUCCAAGGGAUCGGGUUUGGACAUUGGUUCAGUGACUUACGAAGAGCUGCCACUGGAUUUAGACGCUGCUAUGGAAUUGCUGCUCAGGCUGCAGCAGGACGUGCACAAGGCCACAACCAGGCUGCUGAGCUUUGUAAGCAGCACGUGGCGAACCAAAGAAAAACUGGAGCCUAGGAUAUACGAUGUCAAACUAGCCUGUAUGGGAGUAAAAACAUCCUUACAGGAGUUUUUAGAUUUUGCCCAAGGGGCUCUAGCAAACUCUGCCAAAGUUAGCGACAAAACUCUUGCCAAAAAGCUCCAUACUCAAUUAACUCCCCUCCAGGGGGCGAUGGUGAGUAUAAGCGCAGCCAUGAAGAAUCUAGACACCUUACAGUGGCAGGUGGCCAAACUGGUCAGUACAGAGGAGGCAUCAGGGGACAGUCUAGGUCAGAUUGUGUCCUCAUCUAAAGAGCUGUCCAGUGAUGUGAGAAAACUUGGCUCCUUCAUCCAAGGUAAUUCUACAUUGCUGUUCAAACGUCUCGGUGGAGAACAGGGGGUGAUGGAGCCUGCCGAGAGAGACGAUAGCGGGAAGUUCAAGCAGGUGGGACGCCCCCUCCCACCUGUCCCAUUCACCGGAUCGAAAGACAUGAGUCCUCUUUCACCGCCUGGCAAGUCACCAGGGCCGAAACCCCCAUUGAAACCCAAGCCCAAGGUUGCAGGGAAACCAGACAUGCAGGGGCGUCCUUUGCCACCUCCUCCCCCUCCAUCUUCCACCCCGCCUCAUCGCCCUCAUUCCCAGCAAGAUCAGUCACCAUUGAAGGCAGUGGCAGGGUUGAAGGCGCACAAGUUGCCCAGCCAAGGGAGCAUGGAUGAGAGUGGAAAGUUUUUGGAGGACUACGAUUAUGUCCAUCUUGAAUCUGCCGAAGUGCGUGAGCAACGGCAGCAGCAAGAGCAAUUCCUGGAGGAGCUGGCAGAAGAGAAGAAAAGAGACUUUACGCCCAAACAGAAGGCACAAAUACAGCUGCUGGAAAAAGAGGUACAGAGGGAAAUUGACACUGAUAUCACCAAGUUUAAAGAGGAGAGAUCAACCAGUCAGUUUGAGACACGGCUGGAUCCUAACGACAAACAGUUAUUAUUGUUUUAUGCCGAACAGGUCAUGUCCCAUUCCAGUCUCCUCACCAAUGCCAUUGACGCUUUUCUCGGAGGCAUUGAAUACAACCAGCCCCCAAAAGUCUUCAUAGCACACAGUAAAUUUGUCGUUCUAGGGGCACAUAAACUGGUCUACAUUGGAGACACGUUACACCGCAAUGUGAUGAGCACGGACAUUCGUAACAAGAUCAUGCACUGUGCCAAUUACUUGUGUGACUGUCUGAAGGCAACUGUCACGGCAACCAAGACUGCGGCACUUCAGUACCCAUCACUGACCGCUGUCCAAGAAAUGGUUGACCGUGUUGUGGAUGUGUCACACGCGGCGCAUGAACUGAAGCUGGUGAUCACCCAGGCAGCUGCGCUAUGAAUAGAUUAAAAAACAGACUACUCCGUUGAAAAGCCCAGGUGGCUUUAUGUACGAGUCAAACAUGGUUGUGUUUUGUAUAUUAAAUGUAAACUGUUUUGUUUGUUUUUUUGUCACUGAUCAGGGAUCAGUUGUUGAUAUAAGGCUUUUGAUUAGCUUAAUGUAUGUCAUUCACAUAGGAUGAUGUAAAUUAUCCAAUUUAGCUUGAGCUGAGACGCAUAUUAUUUACCAUUACUCUAGUAGAGUGCAAGCCCAAUCGUGGUAGUCUCCUUUUAAAAACAGUUCAGACUGGAAGUAAAUCAGUCUUUGGGUUGAGACAAGUUGAAUGCAUGGCGUUGUUGGCAGUUGCUUGAUUUAUAACUCGACAAAGUUUCUUCUCUGUUAAUGAGAUAUGAAGAUAAGGCACAGUGUACAAGGCUCUUCUCACAUCUAAUGGUGUUAUUGCUGUACUGGCGUAUUUUGAGAGGCCCAAACAUGUAUGUAAUUCCAUUACAGGGGGUUUUCUUGCUUUUACAAGUUUACUAUCACUUGUUAGGAAGAAUUUCAUCUAUUGGUCAUGUUGAAUGCAUACAGAUUUAUUGGGUUUGGCGAGAGCAGGGGCUCAGUUUAGGUGACUCUCUUAUGGUAGUGUCUCAAAGUGUACCAAUACAGCUGUCUUUAAAGUAUACCGCAAGUUGUGGAAAGCAACUAUAUGUUUAGUCAGCAACUGUAAAAAGCAGUUAUAAUAGAUACAGCCUGUUGUCCAAUACCAAUUGUGUGCUUUAUGCUGAAGAAAAUAAUAAGGGGUCUAGAUACAAUUUUGUUUAAUCUGAAAUGGUUCCAACAUAUGAAUAAUAGAAGCUCCAGUGCUAUUUUUUAAAGAUCAAAAAGUUGAUUGCAUUAAUUUAUGCUGUGAAAUCUGUAUGACAGUAUGAGGUAGGUUGAAACAAAUUUGUUCAAAAUGUUAUGUGUCUAGCCUCAAACUGGAAACAGUUAGGCAAUGCUAUUAUUAUUAUUAUUAUCUGCUUGUUUGGUAUACUAAAAUCAACAUUCCCUUGACCAUGUUAAAAGAAUUCAUAAUGUUUAAGUCCUAGUAUUGUAUUAAGUUCUAGAAUGUUCUCAGUAUGGGAAUUAUAUUGGAUGAACUUGAUACCUACAAUGUAAAACAAGGAAUGGCACACAUGACAUCUGGCAGUAUGCCACGCUGUGUUAAGUCUCCCCCUCCAAAUCAAAUCGACGUUAAUUUUGUUAUCUUAAGUGAAUUUUUAUACUGCAAGAUGUGCCUUAAAUGCUUUAUCAUAGCCUGUGCUUGGAACAGUAAUGGAAUUACAGUGUUUAUAAAGGCUGUCAUUGGAUAAAUAUGGAUUUUUUUGUGUGCAUUUUGACAGCUUUGCUGUGAGGAUAGGGCUCGUUUAAACCCGUCUAUAAGUUAUUGAUGUAGAUAUUUAUGAUAGAGAAUGGCUUAGUGUUGAAAGCCAGUUCUUGUCCACCAUUAAAAUUGCCACUGUAAAUGAUUACAGGACAGUCAUUAAAAGCUUUUUUGGUAGAAUUGUAAUCCUAACCAAUGAUUUUGUUACCGCAUUGCAAUUUGAUUAUUUAAUGAAGAAAAUGGAUUCCUCUGGGCAGGGGUCAGUUUUUCCCCCCUAGAAAGUUGAGUCAUUUGUAAAUGGCAGUGCUCAACAACAGACACGGCAUUCAAGUGAUGGAAGUAGAACAGUAUUAUAACUUGGGCUUUAAUUUAGCUUUGAAGAUCACAAAAUCAAUAGUUGGAGGUGCCAGUUGAAGCCAACAGAAUGAAGAUGAUAUAUUCACAUUUAACCUAUGAUGAGAGAAACAUUCAGUAGAGAUUUAGGUCCUCUAUGUCUUAUCUGGGAAUUGAGUUAUUUGGGGGUUAAAUUUAUGCCCCUGGUAUCCUCGUCAAGCUUGCAUUCUUUUU